GCGAACAACUGAAAGGAUUGUUUAUCAUUUUAUGUUAUCUUUUAGGUCAGAUUACCAGACUUAAUACCUCGAGUUCUUCUGAUGAGCGGCAAGAGCUACUUGAAAGAAGCCGGAUUCCGAAUGGGUGUCCUGGCAGCUUGGACUUUGUUUCUGCUCACAGUUCGGCUCAAAGUUAUGGGAGUUCAGCUUCCAGUUUUCACGAAAUUCGACAAUCCAGCAGCAGCAGCUGAGACUCCGACACGACAGUUGACGUUCAAUUACCUGGUCGCCCUUAAUGGUUGGUUGCUUUUGUAUCCCAGCGACCUCUGUUGUGACUGGACAAUGGGCAGUGUGCCUCUGGUUCGAUCCUUGAGUGAUCCCAGGAACCUGGCUACUCUGGCUGGCUAUGCCACGUUGGGGGCUAUCUUGUGGAACAGUUUGUGGGUGGAUGACAGCCGGUCUCGUGUUCUUCUCAUGAGCCUCGCCAUGUGUGCCUUUCCAUUCCUGCCAGCGUCAAAUCUGUUUUUUCCUGUGGGCUUUGUAGUGGCGGAAAGAGUGCUGUAUGCCCCCAGCAUGGGAUUUUGUCUUCUAGUAGCCCAAGGAGGCAGCCUUCUAGCAGCGCGGCGGUCGACUUUAGUCUGGAGUAGCAUGUUGGUUCUUUUAUGCAUACACACAGCGAAAACGAUGCGACGCAACACAGAUUGGCAGAGCGAAUAUUCACUAUUCUUAUCAGGUCUUCAGGUAAACCAAAGGAAUGCUAAACUGUACAACAACGUUGGGCAUUGCUUGGAAACGCAAGGAAAGCAUGCAGAGGCUUUGAGUUAUUUUCAUACAGCCAUAAGAGUGGAGCCGGAUGACAUUGGAGCUCAUAUCAAUGUUGGAAGAACGUAUAACCAUCUUGGAAUGUAUGGAGAGGCUGAAAAAUCCUUCAGAAAGGCAAAGGACUUGCUACCACGACCGCCCUUCGGCGAUGGGUAUGAAGCUCGAGUCGCUCCAAGUCAUUUAAAUGUGUUCCUGAACCUCGCCAAUCUCAUUUCCAGAGAUGGAACACGACUGGAAGAGGCAGACAUGCUGUACCAGGAGGCAAUACGUAUGCGAUCUGAUUACGUCGAGGCUUACAUCAACAGAGGAGACAUACUUAUCAGAUUGAACAGGACUCAAGAAGCACAGAGCGUUUAUGAAAGAGCAUUGCUGCUCGAUGAAGCUAAUGCAGACAUCCAUUACAACCUGGGAGUUGUUUUCCUGGAACAAAGAAAAACAGAUUUGGCGUUGCUUUCUUUCGAAAAAGCGCUGAAAAUAAAUCCUAAGCAUGAGCAAGCUCUUCUGAAUUCUGCUAUUCUGAUUCAAGAAACAGGAGGACCACAUAUGAGGAAAACAGCUUACCACAGGUUACAAGCUCUACUAGAGGCGAGAGAUGUUAACGAGAGAGUAUAUUUCCAUUUAGGGAUGUUGGCUAUGGAUGACAAAAAUCUGACGCUCGCCGAAAAGUGGUUCCGACGAGCCGUCGAGUUGAAAGCAGAUUUUCGAAGUGCGCUUUUCAACCUGGCAUUAUUGCUUUCAGAAGCACGACGGCCUCUCGAAGCUCUGCCUUUUCUUCAGCAGUUGAGAAAGCACCAUCCAGACCACGUGAAAGGCCUGAUCCUCCUCGGCGACAUCUACAUCAAUGCUGUGAAAGACCUGGAUGCCGCACAAGAGUGUUACAAAAGCAUCCUUGUACAAGAACCGAACAAUGUCCAGGCAUUGCAUAACUUGUGUGUGGUUCACGUAGAAAGAGGCCUCAUGGCAGAAGCCGAAUCUUGCCUGGAGAAGGCGUCUGCACUGGCACCGAACGAGUAUUACGUCACACAACACCUCGAGAUCGUUCGAUCGAGGAGGCUACAAAUUCUAAAGCGAAAAACCAUCGUCCGCAGUCCCUACUCUAAGUCGAAAAGCCAGGACAUUGACUCUAAGGAAGGUGAUGAGGUAAUCGUGAAUUUGCCGACGUAGAAUACCUAAAUAUCUUCUGUGUACCUUAUGUCUGAAAUCCCGCAAUUUGUGCUUUGAAAGACAUAUGAAUUACAAGCAAGUCAAUGGAUGUCAUUAAACAGAUGUAGAUGAACUUUGCAAAGAAUUAUGAAUGUGAUUUCUUGAGUAAUGUUCUGCCGAUGUAAAAGAAACACCAGUUUAGUCCCAUUUAGUGGCUAUCGUUAAACAGCAUUAUCAUUCUAUCUGAUAAUUAUACUUCCUUUAUUUUAUCAACAAUGGAAUUGGUCUUUUUUUCCAUGAAUUUCAUUAUUGUUAAGCUACCUACAGAAAAUUCUAUUCAUAUUUUACAGCAGCUUACAUUCAUAUGAAUGCAAAAUAUUGGAUACAGUCAAGAAUAAUUCCCAGAACUGAUUUUUAUGUGCUUAUAGAUUCCUUGGUUCAGCUAUACAUGGCCGGUUUUGUUUAUUCAUUUUCUUUGGGAAAAGAAUUAUUAAUAAUUCUUAGAACAUUCAAAACAUUCAUAUGUGUUUUCUAAAUCGCUCUCUACGUUUACUGCUGAUUUUUGCUUUUAAAUUGAAAAAAUCUUUAAGAGCCUGAAAACUGUUCUGGUUACUUCAUAUUGGAAACAUUUUUAAAGCUGUUUGUUAUGUUUGUAAGAAUAUCUAUACUCGAUAAUAUAUCGAUAAUUGUGUACAAGUUAUAUGUUCUAAUAAAGCUCAAAGCUAUAAGUUU
This is a messenger RNA of Stegodyphus dumicola, 2676 nucleotides long. Its product is annotated as protein O-mannosyl-transferase Tmtc3-like. Gene Ontology annotation, cellular component: endoplasmic reticulum. NCBI's taxonomy places the organism in Eukaryota, Metazoa, Arthropoda, Arachnida, Araneae, Eresidae. Gene Ontology annotation, biological process: protein O-linked glycosylation via mannose. Gene Ontology annotation, molecular function: protein binding; mannosyltransferase activity. The record is from RefSeq and is a predicted model, not a curated record.